UCUACGCCAGUUUUCUCAAUAUAAGGAAGAUAUUUUCGUUACUUUGAUUCUUUGUUGAAAUGUAGGUUAGUUUCUUUCUGUCAUUUAUUUCACCUACUUAAGUCUAAAAACGUUUCUAUUUAAUUCCUCGGCCAUGUUGCAACUUACCAAUCAUGUAAUGAAAACACAACCUCGUGAAAUAACACCCGACGAUCUACCAAAUAAGGAAGACCACGAUAGAAAAUACGGCCGAAUAAAAACUGAAAACCAUAUUUAUUCGGCUACUAUUGCAGGUAAAGGACCUGCGAAACAUUUGGUUAACGAUGUAAUGUCCAUAGCGAUACCGGAAAAUCCCGGAUCGUUCCCUGAGCAAGGCCACUUGGUAUAUGUACCGUGCAUUCGAUGCACUCUCUUCUAUCAUUGUAAGUCUGAAACCACGAGCAACGCAAACGUUUUUAAGUGUGGAAAUCAUAUAUACAUCAACCACUGGGUGUUUUUCCGUUGUUCCCAAUGUCCAAAUGGCUCCAAUUCGCUUGACUGUUAUAAUACCUACCAAAUGACAAUUCCAUGUCCUCUUCCUUACUUGCUAAGAAUUUCAAACUUUUAUAUAGAGCACAACAAAAUCUGCACCGGUGGAUCAAGAUGUUCUCAUUUAUUAGCAAACCCGAAUGACUAUCAAUGCUGUAACGAUGUCGCUUUUAGUAAGACGAGCAUUGAAAAAUCUUUGUAUCCUAAAACAAUAAAAACUACACUGGAAACCCUCCCAGCCGUCGAUCUGCCGACGAAAAUUCAUCACAGUUCUCAUGACUGUGCUAUAGAUGGAUGCAUUGAUUAUCAAAUUUUAAUGGAGACUUUAAACAAUGUAUCGUGUCAGCUUACUGGCGACAUGUGGGUCGGGUCUUUCACAAGGAUUUUCAAGGCGGUUAACCUCCACAACAAGGAAGCUUUGUGCAUUAAAGCCGUAUGUCUGCAUCAUUACAAAAACACUGUUUGUCAUUCGGUCGAUACGGAAUUGACGCUUUUCAAACAAAUGAACGAUAAAGACAAAACCAAUGAAGAUGUUUUAUCUCUGUUAGGGGCAUUUCGUUUGGAAGACACUGUAUAUACGGUGUCGUAUCUACAGGAGAACGGUUCUUUGAUGGAGUACUUAACACGAGUUGGCUACCUCAGCGAGUUUGAAUAUAUAUCAAUGGUGGAGGAAAUAUGUUGCGGAAUAUCAUUUCUUCAUUCUCGCAAUAUUGCCCACAGAAACCUGACUUUAGAGAAUAUAUUGGUUGGUAAAAAUGGUAAAUUAAAAAUAGCUGGUUUCGGCUCCUCUUGCUUUGUCGCACCCGAUAGAUAUAUGAAUUAUCCGUUUGUUACAUAUACAUACGCUGCUCCAGAACUGUUCCAAACACGAAGUUUCGAUCCUCUAAAACCGGACAUUUGGGCUCUGGGCAUCAUAUCUUAUUACUUAUUUAAACGUGAACAUUUAUUUCCCGAUUCGUGUAUUCGUUCUCAAAGUUAUUGGCCUCUGAAACAAUGGAACCAUACAGAACUCAGUCGGAAUUUUAUCGAACAUUUGUUAAACCGUGAUUUUAUUCAACGCCCUAAUAUAAGCAGUGUGUUGACACAUAGCUGGUUCAGUCUUGCCCUCUAUGAGAUUUAUUCUGUCAAAAAAAAAUACACAAAUUCCUUCGAGGGUGGAAAAAAAAUUAUUGUAAAAAAUUAAUCUAAAAUUAUAGAGAACGGUUGGUUUGUCUUGCCGACAAUGUGACACUGAACUACUAACUUAGAGAAAAGAUAAAUUAAGAAAAUAAUUAAAAUUAUUAUAAUUACAUUAUUUGUUAUAAUUAAUACGUAGCAAUGCCUCAAAUUAAGUUUAUAGAACUUUAACUUAUUUAAAAUAACUUUAUAAGACAUUUUAUAAGUUUAAAUGCAAAUUGCUUUGUAGAGAAAAAUGAAUUACCUCAUGUAACCGCUUCAAAUUGUUAAUCUCUUUGGUCAGAUAUUUAUCUCUCCUUUCUUAAAAACUGCAACAUAUUUCAAAUCAGAAACAAAAUGCUUUAUUUUAUCCCGAUUUUUCUACAUUUUCCCCGCCGAUGUCGUCAAGUGUGAUUUAGCGUUUGAAAUCUUCGAAAUCGAAAUCAGAAAUCUGGAUUUUUAUCAUGGUUAUCGAUUAAAAUCGAUGACCAUAAUACCCUUCCCCUCCUUAUACUUGUGAACGUAAAAUAUCUUUAAUUUUGAAAAUAGAACUGGGUGUAAUAGUAUCGAGGCGAUGUUUUACCUCGUUUGCCGAGUUUACGAUAUGGUUUCGAUUCCCUAGAUAUAAUUACAUUUAAUUUUAUGUACGUUUCUGUUCUGACGUCUUUGAAAAAUAGUAUGAACGCCACAACAUCCAAUAUGCUCUUCUUUGAAUGUAUCGCAUCAAAAGGAAAGAAACCUAUUUUAGAACAAGAAUCUAACCAUUUUGUUAUAAUUUAAAAGCAUUGACUUUAAAGUCACUCACUCUCCCCCUCUUGGAUGUUUAUACAAAAAAAUCUUGAAUUAUUCUGGGUAAUUAAUCUCCUCUAUCUCUCUCUCUCAUACACACAUUCAUUAGUAAGUAAUCACUAAUUGAGUUUAGAUGCUCGUUUUUGUUUUGCUUUUUUUGUCCUUGUUGAAACUAAUUUAAUAUAUUUUUGUAGAAUGAUUAACAUGAGCAAUUAGUCUCGUCUAAUUUCUUGCAUCUCCUUAGCUACUCAGAUUCUUUUUGAGAAACACUCAACAAGAAAUGUCCAUUUAAUUUAUUUUACCCUUUGCUUGUCACGUGCAUCACAUGUGGUACACUGGACAUAUUUGCUUGGUGUCCAUGCAUCAAAUAUGAUACACAUUCAGAAGUUGUUGUUUUUUCUGUUUUUUUUUUUUUUUAAUUUUUAACCACCAGAGUAACUUGAGACUUUUGAAAGGAAAACUUUAUAUUAUUCAGAACGUAUGAAACAAAGGCUAACUAAAAAAUAAGGUAACAAGCAUGCAAUGGCGGAUGCAGGGAUGUUGCGCUAGUUGCCCGGGCAACACCCUUUAUAGAUGAGCUGACACCAAAAAGAAAAUUGGAACCAAGCAUUUUCGGGCAACUGUUUCAUAUACGAGACAUGACGAACAACAGUUAA
Messenger RNA from Octopus bimaculoides (California two-spot octopus), 3107 nucleotides. RefSeq lists its product as uncharacterized. Gene Ontology annotation, molecular function: ATP binding; protein kinase activity. Gene Ontology annotation, biological process: protein phosphorylation. NCBI's taxonomy places the organism in Eukaryota, Metazoa, Mollusca, Cephalopoda, Octopoda, Octopodidae. The record is from RefSeq and is a predicted model, not a curated record.